This is a messenger RNA of Phragmites australis (common reed), 1679 nucleotides long. Its product is annotated as growth-regulating factor 10-like. Gene Ontology annotation, molecular function: ATP binding. The record is from RefSeq and is a predicted model, not a curated record. Gene Ontology annotation, cellular component: nucleus. The transcript has 3 exons. NCBI's taxonomy places the organism in Eukaryota, Viridiplantae, Streptophyta, Magnoliopsida, Poales, Poaceae. Gene Ontology annotation, biological process: regulation of DNA-templated transcription; developmental process; DNA-templated transcription. Bases 370 to 1038 code for a protein of 222 amino acids.
UUUGCAAGGCAGCAGGACUGAAAAAAGUCAGCCAGAGUCGCGUCCAAAACCACGAAAAGGUCAAUAGAUUUCCAUGCGUGUCAUCCGCCGACGCCACGCCAGGAUGCCAUUGGCACCUUCACGCCACCGCAACUCCACAGCUUUUAAUAGUGCGUACAGCCCUCCGGUCUCCGUUGCUUUUUGAGCACAGAAGUUUACCGGGCGACCUGACGACGGGAGCCGUCACGCAUAAAUAUAUCCACCGCUCCACGCUUCCUCUGAGGCUAGCACUGUCGCUUCCUCCCUCCUCUCGAGAACCUGCCCGCGCCCUCCCCCUUCCUCCGUAUAGUUCGAACCGAAACAACCGAGGCACAACGCCGGAAUCUCCAAAUGGCCGAGGACAAGGAGACCGACUCGCCGCAGCCGCCAUGCAAGCUCCCCCGCCUCUCCAGCGCCGACCCGAACGCCGGAGCGGUGACCAUGGCGGCCUCGUCGCCACUGGUUCUUGGCCUGGGCCUGGGGCUCGGCGGGGACAGCUGCGGGGAGCGUGAGGCGGAAGCAUCCGCGACGGCGGCAACGGCACACAAGGCUAGGUCUGCGCUGACGUUCAUGCAGCAGCAGGAGCUGGAGCACCAGGUACUCAUCUACCGAUACUUUGCCGCGGGCGCGCCUGUGCCGGUGCACCUCGUGCUCCCCAUCUGGAAGAGCGUCGCCGCGUCCUCCUUCGGCCCCCAGCGCUUCCCCUCCCUGAUGGGUCUGGGGAGCCUGUGCUUUGACUACCGCAGCACCAUGGAGCCGGAGCCCGGCCGGUGCCGCCGCACGGACGGCAAGAAGUGGCGGUGCUCGCGCGACGUGGUGCCGGGGCACAAGUACUGCGAGCGGCACGUCCACCGCGGCCGCGGCCGUUCAAGAAAGCCUGUGGAAGCCGCCUCCGCAGCCGCCCCGACGCCGAGCGCUGCCGCCGUCACCCGCGGCUCCGUCCACAGCGGCGCGUCCCAGACGGGCCUCGGCUUCUCCCCCACCAGCGUCCUCGCCCACAGCGCCGCGCGUGCCACAUGAGCACGCGCCCACUGUCCCUACCCCGCCGCGGGCCGCGUUCUGUCUUUGGCUUGCGCCCCGCGCCCGGGAUGACGAGGGAAAACGGAAUCCGCAGGGAUUACCAUGUCGUUUGCUGUAACUUUUUCCUCCUCUCCCAACAUUUCGAACCAGUUUGCGCCGUUCGAUGGCAUGCGUUGCGCUGCUUCUCUUGUUAUUACAUGCGUUGUUACGCCUGUGCUUGUGCGCCUGUGGGCGGUGACACCUGUAGCAGGGCAGGCGAUCAUUUUCUUUUGUUGGGUUGUGGGGAGCGCGCCGCGCCUCGGUGGUGCUGGGCUGCUGGCGUGGGUGGGGGGCAUGGCUUGUGGUUUCUCCUGGGGACGCGCGGAGAGAGAUAGAGAGGGUGUGCAGCGCUGCACGCACUACUGACCUGUCAGACGCUCGGGCAGUGUGAGCGUUGGAUGCUGCACUCUGUCUGGGCGUGGCGCAGACGCAGUGGGCAGUGGCCCCGUCGCCCAGCGCAAACUCCCGACUGACUCACGUCUCACGUACACGUACAUGCAGGCAGCGGAACGAAGCAUCCUCUGCUUCGCUUGAACAUGCCCUUGCCGCGCGGAUACGUCCCAUGCAAAGUGCCAACCCGAGUUCCGGUUUGAUACUGUAUA